Kockovaella imperatae is the source of this 1266-nucleotide messenger RNA. RefSeq lists its product as hypothetical. The record is from RefSeq and is a predicted model, not a curated record. The coding region runs from base 1 to 1266 and encodes 421 amino acids. NCBI's taxonomy places the organism in Eukaryota, Fungi, Basidiomycota, Tremellomycetes, Tremellales, Cuniculitremaceae. The transcript has 2 exons.
AUGCCACCUCAACCUCUGCCUAAUCCUACUAUAACCCUCCCGCCUCCCGUUGAAGACGUGGCCAGUCCGACACUAUGGGAGAGACAAAAUAUCGUCACAUUGUCCGUAACGGAGACACCGACCAUCACUGCCAAACCGCAACCUGCCAAAUUCCCAUUUGCAGUUGCCAUUCCGGCAUUGGCAGGAGGUAUGGCGAUCGCCGUCAUUGUCGCCUUGACAUACCUCUACUGCGUCAGAAGAAAGAAGAGACAGCGAAGGGAACGUUAUGAGGCACGUCAACGGCGUGCUAAGCGUCGCGCGAAAGAAGCUGCUUUGCGUCGAGCCAAUAGUGCGAAACGACAUCAAGCGAUGAGCUCCCGAUCUAACUCCUCGACCAAUCUUGUGACACCCAUGUCUGAAAAGACAGAUCAUAUCCCGCCAGUCCCUGCGCUGCCGAAAGAAGCUUAUCACUCGCCUGCCUCGUCCUCAUCGUCUUCUUCCAUCGACGAGAAAGACACCAGUCCAAGUCCAUCUCCACCCCGUCAUCAUGAUAAUUACUCGACCCAGCCCACUAUAGAUUCCACGACUCAACCAUCAUCCACAUCCCCUACCAAACCCAUCACCCCUCCCAAAUCUAGCUCUCGUUCUGCCGCUAGAAUGGCAGCCGCUGAUCGCGCAGCGGCAAGUGCGUUUGGUGACCCUAAUACACGCCAUCAACCGCGGAAACCAUCGCCGUUAGCGGGCGAUAAGAAUCCCAAGAAAUGGUCUCGAGCCUCUCUUUCAGCGACUUUCAGAGCUUCUUUCAGGAGAGAUAGAGAACAUUCGACAGAGAUGAAAUCGCCUUCACCCUUCCGCGAAGACGAUAUGGAUGAUGCUCAAUCGUUCGAAUACGAUGCUUAUGAUGAGAGACCAAGUUCACCCGGAUCAGAUUACGGGCGUGGUCCGUCAGGCGACUGGUCAGCUGGACAAAAUCGAGAUCGAAAGACGUCUGGCGAAUGGAGGGUAUCUUCAGGAUCAGCCGCGUACGAUGGGACAGUCGAACGUCAAAGUGGGAAUGGAAGGAAUCGAUAUUCUGGAGACCCGUAUCUCUCUGUCCCGGGUCCCAAUGGAGGAGCGUCGGAUGCAAGAGGCAAAUCGGGAAUGUACGGGUCAGAUCCAUACUCAGCUUAUCAUGGAGAAGAGGAGCUCAGGGAUGAGGAUUUCGAUGAUGAGGAAGAGGAUACCGGGGAACCGCAACCUGCGCCAGUCACAAAUAAAUGGAGGUUGGGGAUGGGCAAAUGGUUGUAA